GCUAGUCAAUUAUUAUAUGAAAUUGAAGCUCAGUAUCCAAAGAGGAUAAUUCAUAAAAAUCCUCAAAAUUUAGCAGUUGAGGCCUUAGAAGUAUACUACAGGAUUCAUGCGAGUAUUUUAAAAUAUUUAGAGCAACACGAAGGUAAAAGUCUUAAGAAAUCUCUAGCCAUUGUUCUUGAGGAAAAUCUUAAAAACUGCUUGCAGUCUCCAUUUGCAAGCAACGGCUUGAAAUUUGAUGACAACUCAAUCCAUAAUAAGGGCAGUAAUUUAAAUUUAUUAAAAGGUGAUAAAUUAAAUGCUAUUUCAUUAUCGUGUCCUAGCAAUAAAAAAAACUUUAGUAACACUAGGUCAUGCACGAUAAAUGAUUUGAAUAGGUUGAACUCUAAUGAUAUAUUACACAUUGACCUUAUGCAAGAUGUUGUUACGCUGACUGACGAAAUUAUAACAAAAGUUUGUGCAAUAGUCUCUGCAGAAAAACCAGAUUCUGAAAAACAAAAAAAAGACAGCAAACUAAAACUUAAAGAUGCUGGAACUACAACUUAUGAACCUGAAGAAAAAAAGAAAAAACUGCACUAUUUAAGCGAAAAUCCUAUUAACCACACAGAUCAUUACAAAACAGAAGGAGAGAAAUGGAAAUCUUUCAAUUCUUAUGACAAAAAAGCAUCAGAAGGAUCUGAAAAGUCUGAUAAAAGAUCUCAUAUG
This is a messenger RNA of Copidosoma floridanum, 702 nucleotides long. RefSeq names its product calcineurin-binding protein cabin-1. NCBI's taxonomy places the organism in Eukaryota, Metazoa, Arthropoda, Insecta, Hymenoptera, Encyrtidae. Gene Ontology annotation, biological process: chromatin organization. Gene Ontology annotation, cellular component: nucleus. The record is from RefSeq and is a predicted model, not a curated record. Gene Ontology annotation, molecular function: protein binding; nucleosome binding.